UGGCAUGACCAAAGAUAUGAGGCUCUAGCUGCAGAGAGAAUGUAUGAAAGUCCUGAGAUUUAAGCAGUGAAUCUAACAGGAACCAAUUUCAACUAAACCAAAGUCUGGUCAAACCAAAGUAGCAGAAACCAAACUCAAGGGUCCUAACACUUCUGUUCUUCAGAGUCCAGCUACACAUUUGAUAAUGAAGCUGGAGAGCACACCAUCAGACCUGAGCACUUGGAGAGAGGUGGACUUUGCUGUCAACUGUACUUACAUUGUUCCAGACCAAGUGUCAGACCCAAUCUUCAGCCUGCCCAAAGCUAUGACCUCCAUCCCACGGAACCUCACAUUUGACUACAACAUGGACAACGAGGUUAUGGGUGUUUUCAGCAAAGAGUACAUUCCUCAGGGGACUCGCUUUGGGCCCCUACAAGGAGACAUCUACACCAAAGACAGCGUCCCCAAGGAGUCCAACAGGAAGUACUUCUGGAGGAUUUACAGUGGUGGGCAUCUUGAAAACUUCAUCGAUGGCUUUGAUGUCUUCAAGAGCAACUGGAUGCGUUAUGUAAACCCAGCUCAUUCCCUGGCAGAACAGAACCUGGUGGCCUGCCAGAACGGCAGAGACAUCUACUUCUACACCAUCCGGCCCGUGGAGACCAAACAGGAGUUGCUGGUGUGGUACAGCCAGGAGUUUGCCCAGAGACUCUGUGGCCAGCAGGAAAAGCAUCGACACAAACCCAGUGACAAAGAGCUAACCAACCAGAGUCUACCUCACCAGACAAGGCUCAGAGACAGACCAAAGGAAGAACACAGGAAGGAAGUCAGAGAGGAGAAGACAGAUGUGGAGAUGUUGGAGAGAGACACACCUCCUGACACUCCUGAUGAGCAGAUAGUGGACUUCAGUAGAAAGAUGGAGAAGCAGCCUAAGAGGAGAGAGCACGGCCUGGGCUACAAUCACCCCUACAUACCAAAUCACAACUCCUCUCUCUUAACUCCACACAGAAACCUACCCCUUCACCUCCAUGGCCUCUACGGCCACAAGGAGGGGCUUGUCUCCUCCUAUCCCCUCUACUCUCAAUCCAGACCUCUUCAGCCCCCUUAUCAGUUCCUUCCUUCAUACGGUCCUCACUAUCCUCGCCUCCUCCUGCCCUCUUACUCUCCUCCUUUCCCUGGAAUGUUUUCCACAAGAGGAACCCCACAAUACAGCAGUUACCUGGAGACAGAUGUAUGCCCAUUCCCCCCAGUCAGCCCACCCAAACUACUCCCAGUGUCCCUCCCAUAUGAUCCAUGUCCACAAGGAGGUCUGAAGGAACUAACACCAAAUGUUUCACCACUAAGAGGCACCCAAGCCACCCCAGAACUGUCUCCCCCAGCCAAGCCUGAUAUCUACCAUUGCACGCCCCCCAAACCUUCCCCGUCUGGCCAUGAAGAAGCCAUGAACCUCAGCCUGAGCACAAACAAAACCACCACAGCACCACGUAAUGGCCCUGGGCACAAAUCCCUGCCCUACCCCCUAAAGAAGCAGAAUGGAAAGAUCAAAUAUGAAUGUAACGUCUGUUCCAAGACAUUUGGACAGCUAUCAAACCUCAAGGUCCAUCUGAGAGUGCACAGUGGUGAAAGACCAUUCCACUGUCACCUGUGCAAGAAAAGCUUCACUCAGCUGGCCCACCUUCAGAAACAUCACCUGGUCCACACAGGAGAGAAACCACACAAAUGUCAGGUGUGCCACAAGCGCUUCAGCAGCACCAGUAACCUGAAAACGCACCUUCGGCUGCACUCUGGUGAGAAACCUUAUCAGUGCAAGCUGUGUAACACCAAGUUCACGCAGUACAUCCACCUGAAACUGCACCGCCGCCUCCACAGCAGUCGUGAUCGGCCCUACUGCUGCCAGCUCUGCACCCACACCUUCUUUCACCACUUUUCCCUCCGCAUCCACCAACACAGCUGCUGCCCCACCAACUUCAAUGCUUCCGUCAACGUGCACAUGAAGGAGAUGGUGGAGCGCUUCGAUGCCAGUCAGGAGGCCGACAUGCUUACAGAAACAGCAUCAGCCUCUCAAGUGGGGGAAGCUGCUGAGCGAUGGCUGACCCAUACCCUGGAAGUAGAGGGUAAGGAGGACCAGAAGGAGGCAACGGUACUGCUCAAGACCCUGACAGAGGUGAUGAACACACCAGUAACUCCUGCCACCUGGUCUACAGUGCCAGCACCACACCACAACCCUCCUAUGGCCUUUCAGGACAGGGCCAGUGUUGUGCAUCUCCACAAACAGCCAACAAUGAAAAUAGAAGGACAGUGAAGACACCCACAGGACUGGGGACACCCUCAGAACUGGGGACAACUUCAGGACUGGGGACACCCUCAGGACUGGGGAUGGACUAUAGGACUGAGAAUGGCCUUCAGGACUGUGGACUGAUUCCAGGACUGGGGACAGACUCCAAGACUAAAGAACUAACGUCAAAUGAUC
Molecule: messenger RNA, 2446 nt
Organism: Nematolebias whitei (Rio pearlfish)
Lineage: Eukaryota; Metazoa; Chordata; Actinopteri; Cyprinodontiformes; Rivulidae
Gene: prdm1b
Product: PR domain containing 1b, with ZNF domain
Exons: 7
Coding region: 185-2278 (697 amino acids)
Biological process (GO): cell fate commitment; regulation of transcription by RNA polymerase II
Cellular component (GO): cytoplasm; nucleus
Molecular function (GO): RNA polymerase II cis-regulatory region sequence-specific DNA binding; histone deacetylase binding; DNA-binding transcription repressor activity, RNA polymerase II-specific
Source: RefSeq, a predicted model, not a curated record